Messenger RNA from Mangifera indica (mango), 1842 nucleotides. RefSeq names its product trafficking protein particle complex subunit 13-like. The record is from RefSeq and is a predicted model, not a curated record. The transcript has 12 exons. The coding region runs from base 164 to 1483 and encodes 439 amino acids. NCBI's taxonomy places the organism in Eukaryota, Viridiplantae, Streptophyta, Magnoliopsida, Sapindales, Anacardiaceae. Gene Ontology annotation, cellular component: TRAPPIII protein complex.
AAACCACUGACUGAAAAACGCCGUUAGAAAGUAGAAACGGCGUUUCUGCAAACUGGGAGAGCUUGUUUAUGGUAAAAUAAGAAUUUGGGAUUCGCUGCUGGCUAUUUGAAAUUCUUCAGGUGGACUAAACUCUGAAAGUGAUAGUGUGAUCGGCUCAGAAACGAUGAGCUCAACGCCAGGAACGCACUCGCUGGCCUUUAGAGUGAUGAGGCUAUGCAGACCGUCUUUACACGUGGAGCCUCCACUUCUUUUGGACCCCGCCGAUCUCUUCGUCGGCGAGGACAUUUUCGAUGAUCCAAUCGCCGCCUCCAAUCUCCCUUCUCUCUUAUCCAGCUACGUGGAUUCCACGAAAAACUCCUCCGAUCUCAGCUACCGCUCCAGACUCCUCCUCCAUGACCCCUCCGAUUCUAUCGGCCUUUCUGGCCUACUCGUCCUCCCUCAAGCCUUCGGGGCAAUUUAUUUGGGAGAGACAUUCUGCAGCUACAUUAGUAUUAACAACAGUUCAACAUUUGAAGUUAGAGAUGUUAUUAUCAAGGCAGAGAUUCAAUCGGACAGGCAAAGAAUACUCCUUUUGGAUACAUCAAAAUCACCUGUUGAAUCAAUACGGGCAGGAGGACGAUAUGAUUUCAUUGUAGAAUAUGAUGUUAAAGAACUUGGACCUCACACAUUGGUGUGCACGGCAUUGUAUAAUGAUGGGGAAGGAGAACGAAAAUAUCUUCCACAGUUUUUCAAGUUCGCUGUUACAAAUCCACUUUCUGUUCGGACUAAGGUCCGCAUUCUUAAGGAAAUUACAUACUUGGAGGCAUGCAUUGAAAAUCAUACAAAAGCAAACCUUUACAUGGACCAAGUUGAGUUUGAGCCAGCUCAGAAUUGGACUGCAACAAUGCUGAAAGCCGAUGAACCUGAAUCCGAAAAUAAUUCUCAAAGUAGCAAGAUAUUUAAGCCACCAGUGCUCAUCAGAUCUAGCGGAGGGAUUCACAACUAUCUUUAUCAGUUACGAAUGACUUCACAUGACUCCACACCUGUGAAAGUUCAAGGAAGUAAUGUUCUUGGAAAAUUUCAAAUUACAUGGCGUACAAAUUUGGGUGAACCUGGUCGCCUACAGACACAGCAAAUUCUUGGCUCUCCCAUCGCAAGCAAUGAGAUUGAGUUGACUGUUCUGGAGAUUCCAUCUGUUGUCAGAGUAGAUAGACCCUUCUCGUUACACUUGAAGCUUUCAAACCACAUGGAUAGGGAGCAGGGCCCCUUUGAAGUUUGGUUGUCAGAAAGUGAUUCCCGUGAGGAGAAAGUUGUUAUGAUUAAUGGGCUCCAGAUAAUGGUCUUACCUCGGGUAGAGGCUUUUGGUUCUGCAGAUUUUCACUUGAAUCUGAUUGCCACGAAACUUGGAGUUCAAAGAAUCACAGGUAUCACCUUGUAUGAGAAAAGAGAGAAAAAGGCAUAUAACCUAUUGCCUGAUUUGGAGAUAUUUGUGGAUCUUGAUUGAUUUAUUGGAUUGUUUCAAUCAGUCAAGUCUGCAAGAAGUUGAAUCAACACCAUCUUCGGGGGUGAUUUCUUUAAACUCAGCGAUGUCACAACGAGUAUCCUUAUUCAUCCAUGGGCUAUUUAUGAAUCAGAUGCAAAGCCCCAUGAAACCCCCCAUUCAUCUUAGCUUGUUGACUGCUGACAGCUUUUAGUGAUGAGCAGGUAUGGCAUGAUGCUGUGCUUUAACAUGAAGUCCAGUUUCUUUUAUUUAUGGUAACGCUUGUAGUGUUGUUAUUCAAGGAUGAAAUGUGAAAGUCCAAAUCUUGCCAGCACUUGAAUAUUAUUAUUAAAAUGAAUUGUUUCCAUACUUUUUAGAUUUAA